This is a messenger RNA of Malania oleifera, 1487 nucleotides long. RefSeq names its product heavy metal-associated isoprenylated plant protein 23. Gene Ontology annotation, molecular function: metal ion binding. The transcript has 2 exons. NCBI's taxonomy places the organism in Eukaryota, Viridiplantae, Streptophyta, Magnoliopsida, Santalales, Ximeniaceae. The coding region runs from base 704 to 1162 and encodes 152 amino acids. The record is from RefSeq and is a predicted model, not a curated record.
GGGCCGUUCCAGUGUUUGGUUUUGACAAGUCCCUGCCUACUGGUAUUGCUUUCAAAAUGGUCACUGUUGCACCUCGGCUAGCUGUUCUUUCUUCACAGCUUGCUCCUUAGGUGCCAAGGCUUCUCUCUAAACCCCGUUUGAAACCCAAAUAAAUUUUUUUUAUUUGCUUUGUAAUGUAUGAAAAGCUCUCUUGAGGCAAAAGCAUAAGGCGUGCUUUUGUUUGCCGCUUUUAGUUUUUAAGGGGGUGGGGGGCCACCACCUUUGCUGUGUGUGUGAAACUGGUGAAGGGGUCCUAUAUAAGAAGCAGGGCUGUGCAAAGAAAGAUCUCAGAAGGAAGUAAAGGAGGUUUAAGAGCAGCCUUCGAAACCCCUUUUGCUCUUCGUUUGUUGGAAGGCAAGGAAGGAAUCCUUUGAACCAUUGUUUGGAGGGAAACUUCCAGCAAUUUCCUUAGGGAGGUUACCUUCAAACUUUCCUGGUUUAAAUAUCAUCUAUCUUCUAUCACAAACCCACCUGUUCUCUGUUUUCCCAAGAGCAACCUCUGUCUGUCUGUCUGUCUGUCUGUCUGUCUGCUACUUCCUGCUGUCAAAAAUCCGUAAGGGUCUUGAAGCUUGCAUAGAAGCAAUUUAGUGGUUUUAAUUCUCUGGAGUAUUCCUCUUGUGCCCGUCCUCUUGACUGAUCCUGAUAAACAAAAAAACAACAUAAAAUGGGAGUUGGAGGCACUCUGGAGUAUUUGUCAGACUUGAUGGCUAGUGGCCAUAAGCACAAGAAGAAGAAGAAGCAGAUGCAGACUGUGGAGCUCAAAGUCAGGAUGGACUGUGAUGGGUGCGAGCUCAAGGUCAAGAAUACCCUCUCUUCAUUGAGUGGAGUUAAAACUGUGGAGAUAAACAGGAAACAGCAGAAGGUUACUGUAACGGGGUAUGUUGAUGCAAGCAAGGUGUUGAAGAAGGCAAAGUCAACAGGGAAAAAGGCUGAAAUUUGGCCCUAUGUGCCUUACAACCUGGUGGCUCAGCCUUAUAUUGCUCAGGCUUAUGACAAGAAAGCUCCUCCUGGUUAUGUUAGGAAAGUGGAAAACAAUGCCACCACUGGCACCAUGACUAGAUACGAGGAUCCCUACACCACCAUGUUUAGUGAUGACAAUCCAAAUGCCUGCUCUAUCAUGUAGCAGCAGAAGAUGAGAUUUACAGAAACCAGCUUGUUUCUAUAAAUGCCUUCCCUCCUCCCACAACCUGAUAAGUUUUCCCACCACUGUAAAAUUCCAAUCUAGCCAGAGUUCCCUUCUUCUAAUAGAAAGGUGUUUAGAAAUUAUUGGGUUGAUGAACUUCUCUUCCAUUUUUUGAUUGGGGUCCGUGUUCUAGUAUCUGUUGCAAUUUUGCAAUGAGUGGUUUGGAUGGAACAGAAUAGUUGGGAAGUACUUGUUAUGAGACACCUACUAGUAUCUUUUUUUCUUCCGUAUAAUAAAAAGACAACACUGUAUCCUUCUUGGUUUA